AUGCGCCGGAGAAUUCAGUAUGAAGUCCCACCGUCUCCUACGCAGACGCGCAUGUGCGCCACGGCUGGCGACGAACGGAGACAGGCGGCUCAUGACGUGCCUGCGGCGUCGCAGCCUGCGAAAGGAAAACCCGUUCCACAGCCAUCGUUUCUCUGUUGGGAGUUUCGCGGUUGGUCAGGAGCUCUCCGACAACAGAGUUGCUGCACUUACCUUCGUUCCCUUAACGCCUACAGGCUCCCCGUCUCGUUUUCGCCCCACCUCGCCUUCAAGCGUCGUUCCUCCACUAUGGCUCCUAACGCAGAAGCCGUCGACGUUAAGGUGUCUCAGAACAAUGGCGCCGCUGGUGAAGAACAAAAGCUCUCCGCCUCAGAAAGGCGUCGGCUGCGUAAGGCUGAGCAAGCUGCUGCUAAGAAGGAGUCGAAGCAGCAGCAGCAAGAUGCUUCCGCGGCACAAGCCAAGAAGAAUGGAGCGGAGAAGCCCGAGGAAGAGCUCGACCCUACGCAGUACUUCGAGAACCGUUGCCAGCUUGUAGAGGACCUCAAGAAGAAGGGUGUGCCUGCCUACCCCCACAAGUUUCAGGUGAGCUUGUCCAUUCCGGAGUUCAUCAAGAAGUACGGCAGCCUCGCUGACGGCGACCAUCUGGAGAACGAGGAAGUCCAGAUUGCUGGUCGUAUCACGCGUGUUUCGUCAAGCGGGCAGAAACUGCGUUUCUACGAUGUCCGUGGUGAUGGCGAGAAGCUCCAGGUUAUGGCGAACUUCAGCUACCACGAUGAGAAGGCCGGGGACUUCGCGGAGACGCACAACCGCUUCCGCAGAGGAGAUGUUAUUGGAAUUAGAGGAUUCCCUGGCAAAUCGAAGCGCGGUGAACUGUCGAUCUUCCCUCGGGAGGUCACCCUGCUCAGUCCCUGCCUCCAUAUGCUUCCGGAGCGGAACUCGCUCAAGGAUUUCGACGUACGUUUCCGACACCGCUACCUCGAUCUCAUCGUCAACGACGAAGCGCGAAAGACAUUUUUGAUCCGGUCUCGCAUUGUCAAGUUCGUCCGCCAUUUCUUGGAAGACCGCGGAUUCGUAGAGGUCGAGACCCCGAUGAUGAACGUGAUUGCAGGCGGCGCUGCGGCCCGUCCUUUCAAGACCCACCACAACGACCUCGACAUGGAUCUGUACAUGCGAAUCGCGCCGGAAUUGUUCUUGAAGAUGCUCAUUGUUGGCGGCAUGGAUCGCGUGUUUGAGAUCGGGAAGAACUUCCGGAAUGAGGGCAUCGACAUGACACACAACCCGGAGUUCACAGCGUGCGAGUUUUAUUGGGCGUACGCCGACUACAAUGACCUCAUGGACCUCACUGAGGAAAUGCUUUCGUCGAUGGUCAAGGCGAUCCAUGGGACGUACCAGAUUCAAUUUCACCCGGAUGGCCCGGGCGGAGAAGCAGUGACUCUUGACUUCACGCCUCCGUUUGCCCGGUUGUCGAUGGUGGAGGAGAUCGAGAAGCAAGCAAAAGUGACGCUGCCGCGGCCGCUCGACGGAGAUGAAUGCAUUGCGUUCAUGAAAGACCUGCUGCAAAAAAGCAAGGUGGAUAUUCCCCAGCCUCCCACCAGCGCCAAGCUUCUCGAUGCUCUGUGUGGGCACUAUGUAGAGUGCCAGGCUACGACGAAGCCUGUUUUCAUCACCGAGCAUCCGCAGAUCAUGUCCCCGCUUGCCAAGUGGCACCGCUCGAAGCCAGAGUUGACCGAGCGCUUCGAAUUGUUCCUUAUGGGCAAGGAAUUGUGCAAUGCAUACACCGAACUGAAUGAUCCGUUCAAGCAGCGGGAGUGCUUCAUGGAUCAAGCAAAAGCAAAGGCAGCUGGCGACGACGAGGCUACCUGCAUUGAUGAAGUCUUCUGCACUUCGCUGGAAUAUGGUUUGCCGCCCACGGGAGGCUGGGGUUUGGGCAUUGACCGGCUGACGAUGUUCCUGUCGGACCACAACACGAUCAAGGAAGUCAUCCUCUUCCCCGCAAUGAGACCGCAACCGCCCACUGGAGUGCAAGGAAAGCCUGCAGCUGAAGCUGGAGACGCGUCUUCUUCCCAAUAA
Besnoitia besnoiti is the source of this 2067-nucleotide messenger RNA. Its product is annotated as lysine-tRNA ligase. Gene Ontology annotation, molecular function: ATP binding; lysine-tRNA ligase activity; tRNA binding. NCBI's taxonomy places the organism in Eukaryota, Apicomplexa, Conoidasida, Eucoccidiorida, Sarcocystidae. The record is from RefSeq and is a predicted model, not a curated record. Gene Ontology annotation, cellular component: cytoplasm; cytosol. The coding region runs from base 1 to 2067 and encodes 688 amino acids. Gene Ontology annotation, biological process: lysyl-tRNA aminoacylation. The transcript has 8 exons.